Striga asiatica is the source of this 1029-nucleotide messenger RNA. The record is from the annotation of a GenBank genome assembly. Lineage: Eukaryota; Viridiplantae; Streptophyta; Magnoliopsida; Lamiales; Orobanchaceae.
AUGAAGAAAGUUUGCGGUUUCACCAUGGCCGGUACGAUUCACAAGGCCAUCGAUUUCGAUGCCAAGCGGAGUAGGGCCGAGAUUUCCCCGCAUACGACUUGGGAUUCUGCCGGCAUGUCUAACGGGCUUAUCCAGGACCUGGCCACUGCCGUUGUGUAUCGGUUCAUCUGUCAUAAUAUUUCUGGAAAAAAAGAGGCGAAUAAAGUCAGUAAGGUCGAGAUUUUUCUCCUUUGGACAAUGCGUGCUGGAGUGCGAGUGUGUUCUAUGACCUUCCUACAUAACACCUUACAUGAGAUUGCCCUCACUCGGCGUGGAACACCGGAACUUGGGCAUUUUGUUACCGCACUCGUCCACCACUUCGAAAUCACUCCAGAAGCCUACCGUUUACAUGAGGAGAUUGGGCUUCAAGACAGGACUGAGAUGCGAUGUAUCAAUUAUAAUGAGCUCAAGCAGGCUGACCUUAUUAAGGACCGGACAACAGCUAAGGAGUAUAUGAAGCGUAAUGCUUAUGACACCUAUUUUAAAAAGCUCCAGCAGAAUCAGCCUAACUCCGAUCAGGCAGGGUCGUCUCGGCCAUCGACGGCGGGAGACGAGAAUGAGCAGAUGGAUGUUGACGAUGACCAUUUCCUUCCGCCUCCACCCGCCCGCCUCGACGUUUUUACGCUCUGUUCGCAAAUUGUUCUGACGCCUCAAAGUUCUUUCCCUAUAACAGGUGAGCCUUUCUAUUUUCAGGCUAGUUCGACCCCGGUGGACGAUUUUUACCGAGAGCAUCUAUCUGCGCUUCAAGUUGAUAAAAAGUUGAGUGCCCAACAAACUGGACAAGGCCACAAACACCAGCUUCUGGCAACCCAGACUGUGCUCGGUGGAGCAAUGAGCCGAGAGUGCUCUGCUAUGGCUGCGACCGACUGGAAGAGAGUUGUCGUUAUAAACAUCGUUUUCCUUGUGUUCUUAAUCAUUGUUUACUCGGUUGGGUGUUGUGCGUUUAGGAACAACCGGGAGGACAACAGUGCCUGGAAACGUUAUCCUUGA